CACGAACGUUUAUUUCGUUUUAUUUCGCGUAAAAACGCCUAUGUUCCUCCAAUAAUCGCAGUAAAAAAAAGAUAAGAUAGAAAUAGGUAUCUACAGGUGUAGAUAUUAAUCUUUUUUACUUUAUACUUACAUUCACUGACAAUUUUUGUCUAGUUAGUAAGUAAAAUAUUUUAGUAAUGCGCGGAGCAGUGUUUUAAGUGACAAACAUGAUACUAAAAAUUCCGUAUGUGCUUUUAAUUUGUGUGUACUUUUCUAGUUUGUGUAAUGGCAGUGUUAAAGCUGAAAGUAUUUGUACUGUGGAUGGAAUUGAUAAUUUAAAUUGGAUUUAUAAAAGUCAGGUGUCAAUUUUUGAUAAUCAUGACGGAAUCGUGGAAACAUUUCCAAUGUUAAAUAUAGAAAGUGCACACGUUGAAAAUUCUUCAUAUUUAGCAGCAACUGUACAAGAUAACAAAAUAAUAAUAUCCACAACUCCGGAUUUCCAAGAAAUCGAAAAUCAAUUAAGUGAUAAUCCUAUUUCGGCGACUUUAGUUACAGUAUGCGCUGGACAAGAAAGCAAAUUGGAAUAUAUCUUAGAAUUAAAAGACACCAAUAACCAUGAACCUAUAUUUGAAAAAGAAACAUACGAAUUUGUUUUUUAUGAUGUUAUUCCCGAUAGUGACGACUUCGAUUUGAAUGAAUUCCAAGAAAUCGCCGCUGUUGAUGUUGAUUUCACUAACAAUUUAAUUAAUUUUACAAUUGAAAGUAAUGAUUAUUUAGAAUUUAAAGAUGUAGCAGGGGUGCAAGAUCCAGGAAAUUUACAUCGCUUUGUUGCUACUUUGGUACUUAAAAAAAAUAUGUUGGCUCCUUUUGAUAAAACAUUUACAAUAACAGCAACAGAUGCAGGUGAACAUUCUUUAUCAACAACUUCUUAUAUUCAUGUAACGGUAUUGCGAAGUGAGACGCCAAAUUUUACACAAUCUUUUUAUAGUGGUCGUGUAACCAAAGAUAGAAAAAUUCUUAUGGAAAAUGAAAUAAGACUAGUGAAUGUGACCAAUUUCGAAGAUAUUCGAUUUGAUAUUUCUAUAGAAUACGAACAAUUUUUCAAUUUAAAAGUUUCUGAUAUCAUAGAAUUGGAAUUUUCCGGAAACGAAGAUCCAAUCGGAUUAAUUACGAAAGAAAUUCCAAACUUGUACUUUUCUAUUUACGCGGAAGGUAAAGAACCAGAAAUUUAUGCUGAAGCAAAUAUUUUAUUGAAUAUGGAAGAGUUGUUAUUCAAUGAUUCUGUGGAAUCUAUUGAAUCACCAAACGAGGAAGAAUUAGAUCGACCUGGAGUACUUCCAAUUGAAAUCACCGCACCACCUGAUGUACUUCCCAUCGAAGUAACACUUCCACCUGAAGAAGAGAUUCCACCACAAGAAGAACUUCCACCAAGUGAAGCUUUACGAGGAUUUAGUCACUGGAUUGAUGUCAAUAAAACUUACAUUAUUUUGUUUAGUGUACUUACAGGUUGUGGUGUUUUAACGUUUUUCUUUGUAUCGAUCAGAAAAAGAAAUGUUAGGAUUAGUUAAAACAAUCUUAUUAAAAGUAAUAAACAUAAUUAUAUAUAUUUCGUGAA
Molecule: messenger RNA, 1594 nt
Organism: Onthophagus taurus
Lineage: Eukaryota; Metazoa; Arthropoda; Insecta; Coleoptera; Scarabaeidae
Source: RefSeq, a predicted model, not a curated record